Molecule: messenger RNA, 450 nt
Organism: Caenorhabditis bovis
Lineage: Eukaryota; Metazoa; Nematoda; Chromadorea; Rhabditida; Rhabditidae
Source: the annotation of a GenBank genome assembly
AUGGACACCGCCAGCGUCGAGUUAUUCGCAUUACUACUACCGUACUUUAUUCAUCGUCAAAAUGUGGUUGCCACGGCGGCGACGAUUCAGGAGCCGCGACGCAUUCGCUCGCAUUUCAUCAAGGAUAUUCUCGAUCUCCCAUCGCCCGAGCAGCAAAUUGACGAUUUCGGAAGAACGAAAGGCGAUUUGACGGCGUCUUCUGAAUUUCUUCGCAAAAAGAAGAAAAAGGCGCGAACCACUUUCAGCGGAAUGCAAGUUUAUGAGCUCGAAAAAAAAUUCGAGUCAAAAAAAUAUUUGUCAAGCAGCGAUCGCAGUGAGCUGGCACGACGGCUGAACGUGACUGAGACACAAGUCAAAAUUUGGUUUCAAAAUCGGCGAACAAAAUGGAAACGACUUGAGAAUGGUGAUUCUUCGAAGGAAGAGGACGUCGACCAGAAGCGCGCUUUAUAA